CCGGGGCCCCAUGCAGGUUAAUCUGGCCAUGAAAAAGAGACAAACACAUGCUUUUAUUUCUCCUCAGCAGAAUUCAUAUAAACCUUUUAAGCUUAUUGUUCCAUUCACCAACAGUCAAAACUAGUACGUAACAACAGCAUAAAGAUAACUGAUGCAGUGUUUGUAUCUAAAAACAUAUGGUAUAGUUUAUGCUGGUAAAUAAAUGUUUUUGUGGCUUUUUUGAAGAAUGUUUCUUUCCCUUUGUCCAUUUCUGGAUUAGCUGCAGUUAAUGACUACUAAACUGUGGCUGCACAGUGAGUUUACUGAGGUCAAAUCAAAUGCAGGCAUCCAACAAACCCUGCAGAUUGAGGCUGGAGAUGAUGGAGAAGCUGCUGUGGUCUGUCACGCAGGGACUUUUCUUUUGAUCUUAGGAUGUUGCAAACUGCUCAUUACUGCAGUGGUGUUGAAUGCACACUUGCUCAAUGUUUUUUAAACUGUCCACUUAACUGAUUUGGCAGCAAAACAAAGAGGAUGAGUCACUGUUCUUGUCAAACCCUUCAGAGAAAGCUUCCUCAUCACUCUUCCCCAGUGUAGGUGACUGUGCUGCAAUAUCAGUACCUGCAGAAGCAUCAGCUGCUCGCUCUGUAGCCUAUUGCUGCUGCGCUGACUCAACUCAGCCUUCUUUAUCCAAAUGACGCUCAAUGCAUUUGUCGUCUCCCUGCAGGAAGGGAAAAAAAUAACAUAUAGGUCAUCCCCUGAGUGCAGGCUUCACUUCAUAGCCUAUAACGUCGGUUAUUUUAGAUGUCAUCCCUCCCAGUCUCCCUUGACAGGCAUGCGCCAUCUCCAUCCCGAUUGUUGGGUGAAAAAGUGGGCAGUUCAGGACUUCAUAUCUGGCUUCACUUUCUCUCAACCCCCUCCUUUUUCUCCCUCCCGAGCCUCGGAGUCGGUCGGACGGCAAGUCCCAGCUCCCACAUCAUCACAGCUACCUGCGCAGAGCAUCCACAGCCGCUCUCCCCUCCUGACGGGACAGUCGCACUGCAGCAAGCUGAGAGGAAGCUGACGGGAAAAUACUUUUUACAGCCAAGAAGUCCGUCCAUCCCGCAUCAGCUGAAAUGCUGCUGAGAAGAAUCCAACAUGUCCAAAUUCUUCCACUUCUCUGUGCAGUGUGCAGUGUCACUGUGGCCUUCCCCACCCAAGCACCAUCUGCAUAUGAUGAUGUCCGGUCACUCCAGGUGAACAUCCCCCACUCAGGUCCCAUUUUUGCCCCACUGGGCAGCUCCAUCUCCAUCCCCUGCUUGGUGUCUUUGUCCUCCACACCCACCACCGCCGCCUCCUCUUCUUUCCCCGUUGUACCACGGAUCAAGUGGACCGUGGUGUCCGGCGGGGUGGAGACACAGAUCUUGGUGGCACGGGGUCAAAGAGUGAAGGUCAAUGAGGCGUACAGAGACCGUGCCGCAUUGCUCAACUACACGUCCUCCACCGAUGACGCGUCACUGUGGUUGGGAGAUUUGCGCUCCAGUGACUCGGGUCACUACCGCUGCGAGGUGCAGCAGGGCCUGGAGGAUGCCAGUGACCUUGUACAACUGAAGGUCAAAGGUGUUGUAUUUCACUACAGAGAUGCCUUGGGCCGAUAUGCAUUUUCCUUCCAUGAGGCCCAGAGGGCUUGUGAGGCCAUUGGGGCAGAAAUCGCCACUGCUGAUCAGCUGCUGGCAGCUUAUUAUGAUGGAUAUGAACAGUGUGAUGCAGGCUGGCUGGCAGACCAGUCUGUCAGGUACCCAAUCCAAGUACCCCGCGAAGGUUGCUAUGGAGACAUGGAUGGACAACCAGGACUGAGAAACUAUGGGACAAUGGAUCCAGAUGAUCUUUUUGAUGUUUAUUGUUACGUGGAACAAAUUGACGGGGAGGUCUUCCACAACUCCGUCCCACAGCAGUUGUCAUUUAAUGAAGCACAGUCAUACUGCAGAGCUGCAGGGGCCGAGCUGGCCACAACAGCACAGCUGUACUUGGCAUGGAGUGAAGGUCUGGACCGCUGCAGCCCUGGAUGGCUGUCUGAUCGCAGUGUGCGCUACCCCAUCAUAACCCCCAGAGAGCGCUGUGGAGGGCCUCAGCCAGGUGUCAAAACCCUCUACCGCUUCAGCAACCAAACUGGUUUCCCUGAGCCGUCCAGCCUUCAUGAUGUUUAUUGUUUUAAAGAUAACAGAAUUGCUCCUACUCACUUACCUAUGGACUACAUGGCCACAGAGCCUGAGGAUGUUGGACAAGAUGUUGUUAUUCUUACGGAGACUGAUGAAGAGCUGCAACUGAACCAACAUGCAGAGCAAGUGGAGAGAGAGGCUCAGAGUGUCCUAGUGUCUUUUCCCUUUGUCUCUGGCACUUCCACUGAGGAAAACCUAGUUGACACACAUCCUACAGUUACAUCAGACACAACAGAGUCUCCCCUCAACACAACUUCAUUGGACCUUCUCCAGCCAUUUGACGAAACUUUAUCUCCUACAGAGAUGAGCUCUCACUCCCAGCAUUUGACAGAACUGAUGAACAAUACUAUUAGCAGCACAGAAACCUACUAUUUCCCACAGAAUGCAUCGUUAAUGCCUAAUUUUUACAAUGAGACAGAUUCCUACCAUAACUUGAACCUUACCUUUCAUCAGUUUGAACUUGAAAAUACCACAGGGUUUCCCGAACCAUCAUAUGAACCUCACACACAUAACUUGACAGUACCAGACUCAAACCCCGAAGAGCAUACACAACCUUCUGCAAGGCUAAUGGAUUCCCAAGAAAUACGAGAGACCUACUUUGAUUUAAAUAGAUCACAAGCAAAUUACAGUGAGAAAGACAGCAACCAUACUCAAGAGGCAACCCCAAUGACCCCUGACAACAUGAUCCAGGUGAAGCUGGAGGAGGAAGCAGUAGAAGGGCCUGGGCAGAUGUCCCUUUCAACUCAGUCGCCAAGAGAGGAAGGAGAGCUUCUUAUACAAGCUACCCAAGCUCCCAUCAAAAACCUGACCUCACUGUUGCUCCCUCUUGAUGGGUCUGGAGAUAUUUCUCAAGAGAGUGACCUGGAUGUCGAAGCAGUCAGUUUGAUCUCCACAACCGAUUCCUCCACUUCCGGCUUCACUGUUCACCUGUCACCUUCUGCCUUAGCUAGCACCACUCCCGCUGAGCUUCAGACUGGAUUCCCAGAUCCAACAUCCUCAUCUCAAAUUAUUGAAAAACUGGGCUUCGAUAUCCUGUCCACAGCAACACAACUGUGGGAGUCUCCCAUUUCUAGACAGGAGGGAAGCGCAAGCUUAGAAACUGAAGACACAGUCACCAUGGAAAGUGGGGAAAAACAGCUACACCCAACAAAGGCUGAAGACAACCUUGUUUCUGGAGUAAGUUCUGCUACCACUGAGUCUCCAGAGGGGUCGAGCACCUCUCAGUUGCCUACUGAUUCCACCACAGCAGGAUAUCGGACUUCGGGGUACAGAGUGUAUUUGGAUACUGCAACCACUGCUUAUGAAGAGGCAAGUGGACAGGAACCUAGUUCAGUUACUUCAAUUGUUGGAGAAGACAUUAAAGUUACUUCAACCCUUGAAGAGGAUGUUACAGUUAACAGUAUCCUUGUUGAGGAAAUUAAAGUUUCCCCAACCAUUGAAGAAGAGGCUGAGGUUUCCUUUUCACUGGAACAGGAAGUUAAAGCCCCCCCAACCCCUAAAGAGAACAUUACAGUUACCCCAACCCUUGAAGAUGAGGUUAAAGUUUCCUUUUCACUGGAACAGAAUGUUACAGUUGCCCCAACCCAUGAAGAAGAAACUUAUGUUGCCUCAACGCUUGAACAAGAACCUAGCAUUACCCCAACCCUUGAAGAAGUUACUAAUGUUUCUCCAACCUUUGAGGAAGAGGUAAGCCUCACCCCAUCCCUUGAGGAAGUGAAUAUUGUCCCAACCCUUGAAGAAACAACAGCUGCCCCAACCCUUGAAGAAGAAGCUUAUGUUUCCCCACCCUUAGAAGAAGAAGCUAAUUUUGCCUCAGCCUUAGAAGAGGAAGUUAACAUUUCCUCAACUGUAGAUGAAGAAACUACCAUUUCCCCAACCAUAGAAGCUAAUGUUGCCUCAGCCCUUGAAGAAGAAGCUAGCUUUGCCCCAACUGUUGAGGAGGACUUUACCAUCUUUCCUCUUGAUUCUCAAACAUCUAGCUGGGAUCCACUGACCACCACAAGUGGACCUCAAGAAUCUCUCAACGAUCUGGAGUACAGUGGAAAAACCUCCACAGCGGCUCUAGAUUCACCCUCAAGUACAAAACCCACCACUGCUACCGCAAAGACGACCACCGCCACCAUCACAACCACCACACAUUGGUCUAGACGUGCCUGGAGCCCAACCACUUCAAGACCAAGAGUUUUCCACAAGACGACAGAGCCCCAGAAGGUGACGCACCUCAUACCACCAGUGGAUCAGGGUCUGGUGGAUGUUGAGUUUAGUCUCACCCAGCCACCCACCCUGCUUAUCUUGCCCAAUGAGAGGGCUGCUGUAGGCGGUACAGGGAAGUCUUCAGAUGCCUGUGUGGACGACCCCUGUCUCAACGGAGGAACCUGUACAGAUCGAGAUGGGCAGAUUAAAUGUCUCUGUUUGCCAACAUAUGGAGGAGACUUCUGUCAGACCGAUCUGGAGCAUUGUGAGCCAGGCUGGGAUAAGUUUCAAGGUUUCUGUUACCGACACUUCAGCCAGCGCCUGAGCUGGGAGGUGGCUGAGCAGCACUGUCGCAUGCAGGGAGCUCACCUGGUGUCCAUCAUGACCCCUGAGGAGCAGAGUUACAUCAACAGCAACUACAAAGAAUACCAGUGGACAGGUCUGAAUGAUAAGACCAUCGAGGAUGAUUUCCGCUGGUCUGAUGGCAACCCGCUGCUAUAUGAGAACUGGUACAGAGGGCAGCCAGACAGCUAUUUUCUCUCUGGAGAAGACUGUGUGGUGAUGGUGUGGCACGAUGACGGACGCUGGAGUGACGUGCCCUGCAACUAUCACCUGGCCUACACCUGCAAGAAAGGCACCUCCUCGUGUGGUCCACCGCCAAAGGUCCGAAACACCUCCAUAUUUGGAAAACCUCGACAGAGAUAUGAAACCAAUGCGGUUAUACGUUACCACUGUGCAGAGGGUUUCCAGCAGAAACUAAAUCCUCUGAUCAGGUGUUUGUCUGGUGGCGUGUGGGAGAGGCCCCAAAUCCUGUGCAUCCCUGAGGUCGAAGGUCCAACCCAGCACCCUGAAGUGACAUCACCGACCAACAACAACUUUGCAGCUGCUGAAGAUGACUUUGAAGCCACCAAAAAGACACUACAGUACUGGGACAUCAAGUUUUAAAAAUCAGCCAUGCUUUCCUUGUCUCGUUUUCUUAAACUCUGCUGUUGUAACAUGACAAGGUGUAAAGAACCGACUGCUUUUACCAAUGAAUGCUCAAACAGGACAAAAUGAAGCGCAAACACAUAGAAACACAGGCCAAACUGAACUGAACUUCCUCUUUGCCAAGGAGCCUGAGUGCACAGAAAGGCUCUAAUUUCUUCUGAGGGAGACAGAGUUUACUCAAAAAACAUUCCUAGUUUUUGAUGUCCUUCAAUAUCAAUGUCAAUUUCUAAUGUAUUUGGUUAAGUAGAUUUUAAAGGGUCAAUGCAGUGACCGGCAGAGCUAAAAAAGAGGUUAAAGUGAUUCUCUAGAAAGAAAUACAAUAAAUGUGCAAAGUCAAAAUUACUAUACCAGCUCCAAAUCUACGUUAUUAACUGUUCUCUUUGUGGUUUUUGUUGUAUCAAAAACCUUUUUAUAAAAUGGUGCUAAUGUUUUAAAGACCUUUGUAUCCAACAGAGAUCUUUGUUUUCAGUGUGAUGUAGGAGUAGAGACUUGUUCCUGCUUUUUUCAAAGAAUCCUACGACUCCAAAGCACAACGUUCAACCUUAACAAACAGUCAAUAAAUACUGUACAUAUCCUACUUUUCACACCUGUGAUUGCUGUCCGCAUUUUUCUGGGUAGAAACCUUUGAUUUUCAGCAGACACAGUUUUGUUCGUCAGCUUUAUGUUGUAAUAAAGUUUUGUAGAACAGAGCAAAGAAUAAAUUGUUCUCUUAUUUUACCCUUA
Messenger RNA from Lates calcarifer (barramundi perch), 6077 nucleotides. RefSeq names its product brevican core protein-like. Gene Ontology annotation, molecular function: hyaluronic acid binding. Gene Ontology annotation, biological process: cell adhesion. The record is from RefSeq and is a predicted model, not a curated record. NCBI's taxonomy places the organism in Eukaryota, Metazoa, Chordata, Actinopteri, Centropomidae.